AGAAGACUUCCAGGAGGCCUUAUGCCACUGCACCACAGACACCCUUGCCUACCAUCAAGUGAUCAAAUUCUGUGAGGAGUUCUAUGAAUGGAAGAAGGCAAGAGAGGAGGAAAUUGAAACUAUGCUGGGCAUCAAAGACGAAGCUGAUAAAAUUAAGAUGACCUUUCUUGAGUUUAUGAAGUCCAAAUUAAGCCAGAAGACGGCAGACAGCCAGUGUGCAGAGCCGCAGAAGAAGCUGGCCAAAGAAAAUAAGGCCUUAUGCUACUCCAAAGACACCCUCACCUUGGUUGAAAAAGUCUACAAAUUCUGUGAGGGGUUCUCUGAAUGGAAGAAUGAAAGGGAGGAAGAAAUUAAAACUAUGCUAGAUAUCAAAAACAGGGCUGACAAACUCAACAUGACCUUCAGCCAUGUCACACAAUCAGAAGAGAAAGGUAAAGCUUUUCUUGAGUUUAUGAACAGUAAACUACCCAAGAUGACAGAAAACAGCAGGUACGGAGAGCUGGAGAAGGAACUGGAAAAAGUGAUAACAAAGACUCUUGAAAGCCUGGAGAAUCUCAGCUGCUUCCUAGAUGCAGUGGCGAGGCUAGCUGUGACCUCACUGCAAGUUUUCACAGAGAAGCAGCUGUUACACCUGCCUGAAGAAAUCAACCUUGAAUAUGUUCAGAUUUUCAUUGCUGCUGCCCGCCUAUUCUGCCCUCUGCUUCUGGUGUUUAAAACAGAGGCAAAAGUCUUUUUCAUUCCCAAACUUCAAAAUGUGGAAGUGCUGGCCUAUCAGCUGGACAGAUACAUACAGACUGCAGAGAAAUUCUGUGACUUCAUCAGGAAAUCUCACUUUAGGAUGAAAAUUGUGGAUGACCAGAAAAUGUUCCAACAUCUGCCUGAUGAAGUUAAUCAACUUGAUGAAAUCAGGAUGGACCCAAACCUACGAAUGGUGUUCUUGUUCCGGGAAGUUUGCUGUUCCAGAUUCAUUGAGGAGUUCAAAAAGCGAAAGUCCGAAAUGCUGGAGUUUCUAAAUGAGCUGCAAGGGUGUGCUGUCCAGCUAGAAAAGAUGAAUAAGGGGGCAAAAAUUUCCAGUGUGGCAGGCAGCUCGGUGGGGGCAGUUGGAGGUGCGCUGUCCAUUGCUGGUUUGGCCUUAGCUCCUGUAACAGCAGGAGUGUCUCUAGCUUUGACAAUUACUGGGGCUGGGCUGGGAGUCACCAGUGCAGUCAACAGUGCUGUGACCACUGGAACAGAAAUUGGAGUUAAAGCUACUCAAAAAAAGAGAGCCAAUGAAAUUUUGCAAAAUUUCAUGAAGGGUGUACAAAGUUUCCAUGAUUGUCUGGAGGGUGUGGCCAGUCAACCAGUCUGCAAUGUAAAAGUAAGUAAGUCAGAAGUGGCCAUAGGGGUAAGCAAGAUUGCAGCUAAAGCAGGUACUUUUGGAAAGGGUAUUGAUUCCUUUGUUGAUGCUGCUUCUGCUGUUAAGAUGUUACAAAGGGAAGAGCAGAUCAUCUCAAGUGCUGGUAAAGUUUUGGCUCAAGAAGGAAAAACAUUACGUAAUGUACCCAGAGUAGCCUCAGAUGUCCCAGAAAUGGGGAUAGGCACUGCUCAGGCAGCAGUCAAAGGGCCUCUUGCUCUCUCUAAAACAAUGAGGGGUCUUUUCAUUGCAGGUAAUGCAAAGUUCUGCAGCAAACACUGCUCCCCUUUAGAUGACAGCAGAUUAACAACUUGUAACGGCGGUCUGGCGAGGAAGGAGCAGCUAGCAGGUCCAGCAGGCAUGUGGUGUGGAGUUUACGUCGGUAACAACUUUGCACAUGUAUUCUUGGACACUUUCAAAGCUGACCGGUCCUGGCCAACUGAGAUACUACGCAGCACGGACAACAACAAUGGACAGGACGCUCAGGUGAAGAACAAAGAAGCGCGGGGGAAAUGCGUUGGCAUCCGAAACAGAAUGAGACAGCAAGUGCACCGCACACCCCUGCCCAGUAUCCUGCUGGCCAAUGUACAAUCGCUGGAAAAUAAGCUGGACAACCUAAGAAUCACCUUCCAACGAGACGUGAGGGACUGCAACAUUCUGUGCUUCACGGAGACAUGGCUGACCCCACCGUGCCGGACCGUGCCGUAA
Molecule: messenger RNA, 2101 nt
Organism: Neolamprologus brichardi
Lineage: Eukaryota; Metazoa; Chordata; Actinopteri; Cichliformes; Cichlidae
Source: RefSeq, a predicted model, not a curated record